UUUCUCAUGGCUGACCGUCCUAUGCCGCGCACCCAUAGUGCGCAGGCAAGUACACUAGUAGCCUCGAGGCCCUCCGGUCAGCCCCUAAAAACACAACCCUCGGGCGGAGUACAGCAGCGGCAGGGCGAUGUGGCGUAUAUGUCAGAGCUGCUGUCAUACAGCCUUGAGCGCUUACGAAAGGAGCCGGAGGUGCUGAAGGCUGAGAAGGAGCAGCUGGAGCGCAACCUGCAGACCACCGCCGUGUCGCAGUACACCGCCUUCCUGGACGCAGCCAACUGCCUGACCAGCAUCAGCGAUGAGCUGCGGGCGGUGUGUGAGAACCUGGAUGCGCUGCUGCAGGCCACCCCCGAGCUGGCUGCCGCGUGCGAGUCCUUCUCCUCCAACGCGGCUGCCGUACAGGAGCAGCACGCGCAGAACAAGCAGCUGGCGAUCCACCAGUCCAGCCUGCUGGAGCUGCUGGAGGUGCCGCAGCUGAUGGACACGUGUGUGCGCAACGGGGUGUACGACGAGGCGCUGGACCUGCAGGCGUUCGUGGGGCGGCUGGGGCUGCUGCACCCGGAGGUGCCGCUGGUCAAGAUGCUGGGCAAGCAGGUAUCCGCGGUGGGGUCCGCCAUGCUGCAGCAGCUGCUGGGCCGCCUGCGCACCAACAUCCAGCUGCCCGAGUGCCUGCGCGUCAUGGGCUACCUGCGCCGCAUCGGCGCCUUCUCCGAGCCGCAGCUGCGCCUGCAGUUCCUCACCUGCCGCGACGCCUGGCUGGCGGGGCUGCUGGCCGAGCUGGAUGAGGGCGGCGACAGCUACGAGUACGUGAAGCGGCUCACGGACGUGCACCGGCUGCACCUGUUUGAUGCGGUCAUGCAGUACCGCGCGGUGUUCUUUGACAGCGCGCCGGGGGCGGCGGCCACGGACGCCUCCGCUGCGGGUUGUUCCGCGGCCCACCUGCGCGAGACGUGCAUGCUUCACUCGUGGGUGCAGCACCGGCUGGGGCUGUACCUGGAGCAGCUGCGGCGGCACCUGCCGGCGGUGGGCGAGGGGGGCAACCUGGCGUCGGUCAUCGAGCACUGCAUGUACUGCGGCUCCUCCCUGAGCCGUGUGGGCCUGGACUUCCAGGCGCUGCUGCUGCCGCUGUUCGAGUCGUGCGCGCUGCAGCUGUUCGGCGAGCAGCUGUCCGCCGCGGUGGACGCCUUCAACACGCGGCUGGAGGGACACAAGUGGGUGGCCAUGCCGGCGCCGGUGCUGGCACGGGGGCGGGCGGACAGGCAGCAGGCGCAGCAGGCAGCAGGCUCCUCAGGGCCGGGCCAGCCAGACCAGGAGGGCGCCGCGGGGGAGGCCAACGGAGCUGCUGCCGCCCCCAUCCCCGCUGCCCCCACCCCCCCAGCUGAGGAGGAGGACAGCGGCCCCCCUUACGUCAUCAUGGAGCACCUGCCGCUGGCGGUGUACGUGAACGGGGUGCUGGCGGCGCUGAACGAGAUACGGCACUGCGCGCUGCUGUCCGUCAGCAAGCCGCUGGCGGGGCUGCUUCAAGCGGCUCUGGAGCAGGCGGCCGGCAGCCUGGUGCACUACCGCCACACGCACGCCCUGGCCGCAGCCAGCGAGCUGCCGCUGUUCAAGGCCGCCUCGCGCUGCAUGCUGGAUGUCGUACUGCCGUACCUGGUGGCCGCCUUUGCGCGCGUCUUCCCCGCCAGUGCCGCCAAGGUGGACAGCGCGGGGGCAGCGGGGCUGCUGAGGCAGCUGCUGGCGGAAAUGUGAUGAGGAUGGGGAUGAUGAGGGCAGGGGUGGCUUCUCUUAAAGUGGUGUAAAGUUAACCGGCAGCCUGUUAUAUAUAUUGUGGGCUGGCUUGGGGGCUUGAGCUUGUAGGCUGAGGCGUUGGUUUGUGUGGCCCUUUGGCAUUAGGGAUUCUUUCGCUGGGUUACGUUUGUGCAACGCGUGCGGCCCAGAGGGCAGCAAGGCUUAGCUUUUGCUCGGCUGGUAUUUAGGGCCCCCAGGUUAUCCCUCCCUGGCGGUUGAACGGUGUGUGUCCCGGCAGGCGGUUGCUGCGGCUGGGGCACCUGCAUUUGGGACCCACUGCGGUGCGAAGAAAUGGGUGGAGCACAUACGCGGCCUUCAGGACCCCAUGCGUGUUUGCUGGGCAGUUGUGCGGGACUUUCAGUCUGUUGAGUCAACGGCGUAGUCUGCAAGUACAAACGCAAGCUGUUCGGCAAUCACCAUUCGCUGCGCGUCUAAGAGUGCCACCUGACCCACCAAAUGUAUCAGGCUGAGCCAACCCCAUGUAAUAGACUUGGUGUAGUGGAGACCGUGCAUGGGGUUCCAGGUUCCGCCCAUCUUUUGCCAGAUGCCCAUUUUUUCGUACCAACCGACCAUUGAC
Messenger RNA from Astrephomene gubernaculifera, 2362 nucleotides. The record is from the annotation of a GenBank genome assembly. Lineage: Eukaryota; Viridiplantae; Chlorophyta; Chlorophyceae; Chlamydomonadales; Astrephomenaceae.